AUGGAGGAAGCAUUGUGUCUUAAGAUCGGCAUGGAGUUUCAGUCAGAAGAUGAGGCAUACAACUUCUACAAUAGGUAUGGAUUAGUUGUUGGGUUCAGUGUUCGGAAAGACUACUUGAACAAGGAUAAAGAGGGUGUAAUUACAUCGAGAAGAAAAGUAAGUAUUUCUCAAGGAGCCCAAGCUGAGAUUGCAAAUGAUGCAGGAAUAUCCUUGAAACAAUCCCAUGAACUCAUGGGAAAAGAGGCAGGUGGAUUAGGCAAUAUUGGCUACACUCGUGAUGACUUAAAACGCUAUCUACGAACAAAAAGAGAGAGGGGAUUAAAGUAUGGUGAAACUGGUGCAAUGCUACGAUACUUUCAAGAACAAAAAUUGAAAAAUCCGUCAUUCUUCCACGUAGAGUAG
Molecule: messenger RNA, 402 nt
Organism: Coffea eugenioides
Lineage: Eukaryota; Viridiplantae; Streptophyta; Magnoliopsida; Gentianales; Rubiaceae
Product: protein FAR1-RELATED SEQUENCE 7-like
Exons: 2
Coding region: 1-402 (133 amino acids)
Source: RefSeq, a predicted model, not a curated record